Anisakis simplex (herring worm) is the source of this 762-nucleotide messenger RNA. NCBI's taxonomy places the organism in Eukaryota, Metazoa, Nematoda, Chromadorea, Rhabditida, Anisakidae. The record is from the annotation of a GenBank genome assembly.
GUAUUGCGCGGAGAGGACGAUGGGCACUCAUCCGGCGAUGAGAUGGAAGCCGAACCAGCUCCCCCAGAGCCCGAGGACUUUUUUGACCCUAACCCCGAUUUUAACGAAUUUAACCCCUUCCCCUUCCCCCUACCUCACCAAGACCCCGAACCCCAACCUGACCCCGAAUUACCCCCAACUAACAACGACCCCGUCCCUGAAGAUGAAAGCGGGGCUGCGCAGCCCCACCACUACUGGCUGCGCAGACCCCGUUCACCAAGGCAGCCACGAAGACGGGAGCAACAAAGGCCGCAGCCGUUCCGGCCUCAUAACAUCGAGAGCAUGAGGCCGGAACACCAAGCCGAGCUUUCGGCACCAUCAACAGACGCAUACCAAGUAUGCGAAAACAACUUAAUAUAUUUCUUAACGACACCAAAUUUACUAGCGUUAUUCACUUACAAUCCAUGUUUCAGGGUGCCGUUUGCCCGGCUGUGCCAGGUCCUCAGCCCCAUUCAAAACCGUGAGGGCCUGGAAAAUCCACGUGCGGAGGGCCGCAUGUCACCAACAAGAAACCCUCUGCACGUGGUGCGGCCACGUCAUUGCGAUGCCCUCGGAGCACCUCUCGGAGGACGCAAUCAAGGUGGUUAUGGACUCGCACCGAACCGAGAGGUGCAUCGGUGCCUCCAAACGGACGAUGGAGGCACGAAAAACCGCCGCCGCGCGCCUCAUGAUCCUGGGCCGCGACAACUCACACUUCGCGGUGCCAGAGGAGGGCGCAGAUGA